AGGCGUGGGGAGCCAGUACGUUCGGUGCCUCUGUCUUCCCGUCCGUCCUGUUUUCGUCCUUUAUUGGUCACAGGGACGCUAUGUGUUUGGCUGAUUGUCUACACAAGGUUGUGGUAGUGUAACGAAGGAAUCAUGUAAGAAUUCGGCCCUUGAGACUUUGCACAUAGGCCUAAACGCAAUUUUGCUGUAGUGCACUUUAUUGGCACUAGGCUUAUGGCUUAUCGGGGAGGUUAACGUAGGUGGUGAGCACCUAUUAUAGUGACAGUUCCUUUUGCUCAUUACUGAGAAGGGAAUAAUGAUUACCGAGUGAUGGAGCAUCAAGGAAGGGGUUGUUGGAGCACCGUGCCUGGACUUAUCAACCGUCAUUGAUUGUGUGUGUGUGUGUGUGAGAGAGAGGGAGAGCUUGGUUGGCCUUGAUCAAUACCUUGCCAUCACUGAAGCUCUUCCUGAGGCUCCUGACAAGGGCACCAGGCCCCUGAAGUGCAAACACUUCUCCUUCUUCACUAGAACCAAUAACAUAUCUAUCCGCACGCAUCACUGAAGACUUCGCCCAUGGUUUGGAUGACCUUGCUCCAUUAUGUCCAAGGCCAUUAACUCCUACAGAAUUAAGAAAAUUGAAAGCAUUGGCAGGAUGACUGCACUCACCCAAGAGGAAGUGGCCUCCCACACGAGGACAGUGGUGCAAGGGUUAGAGGCUCUUCGCAAUGAGCACAAUUCCAUCCUUUCUGGCAUCAGUUCAACUCUUUCAUCUACCCAUCACCCUCCAGAUUCAAAUGUCAUCUCUGAGAAAGCUGGGAUAUUACAGCGAUCUUUAGACCAGAUUGAACUAGGGCUUUCAGAAGCCCAGAUCAUGCUGGCACUGGCAUCACAUCUUCAAACAGUGGAAGCAGAGAAACAGAAACUUCGAGCUCAGGUUCGAAGACUAUGUCAGGAAAAUGCUUGGCUUCGAGAUGAAUUGGCUUCCACUCAGCAGAAGCUGCAGGCAUCAGAGCAACAUGUAGCCCAACUGGAGGAGGAUAAGAAGCAUUUGGAAUUUAUGUCAACUAUCAAGAAAUAUGAUGCUGAUGUGCAGGUCACUAUUGACACUGAGUCAUCAAUGGAAGAGAAGAAAGACAAGAGUGAUGACCCAGUGGUGGACCUAUUUCCUGAUGAUGAUGCUGAUGAUCGUGCAGGUUUAAAGAGAAGCGGGGAUUUUGGUUCACAAGCAUCACUAGCAGCCAUGUCCCCAACUCCCCCAUCCCAGUUCGCCCAGCAGGUAAAUGCUGGUUAUGAGAUCCCCGCUCGCUUACGUACCCUGCACAACCUAGUGAUCCAGUAUGCUUCUCAGGGCAGGUAUGAAGUUGCUGUACCUCUUUGUAAACAAGCUCUGGAGGACCUGGAGAAAACAUCAGGCCAUGACCACCCAGAUGUAGCAACUAUGCUCAAUAUUCUUGCUUUGGUUUACAGAGAUCAGAACAAAUAUAAAGAGGCAGCCAAUCUCCUAAAUGAUGCCUUAGCCAUUCGAGAGAAAACUUUAGGAGAAAAUCAUCCUGCUGUUGCUGCAACCCUGAAUAACUUGGCGGUAUUGUAUGGAAAAAGAGGAAAAUACAAGGAAGCAGAACCACUCUGCAAACGAGCACUGGAAAUUCGAGAGAAAGUUCUCGGUCGGGACCAUCCAGAUGUAGCAAAGCAACUCAACAAUCUGGCAUUACUCUGUCAGAACCAGAUCUCCCAGGAGGAGCGUAGAGGGGUGCCUAAGGAGGAGCUUCUCGGGAAGUAUGAAGAAGUUGAACGAUACUACCAACGCGCCUUAGAGAUUUAUGAAACUAAGCUUGGCCCUGAUGACCCCAACGUUGCCAAGACAAAGAACAAUUUAGCCUCUGCAUAUCUUAAACAGGGAAAAUAUAAGGAAGCUGAAAUUUUGUAUAAACAAGUUCUAACCAGAGCACAUGAACGAGAGUUUGGAGCUAUUGAUGGUGAUAACAAGCCCAUUUGGCAAGUGGCAGAAGAAAGAGAAGAAAAUAAGAAUAAAGUUAAAGAUUCAGCCCCAUAUGGAGAGUAUGGAGGCUGGCACAAAGCCGCCAAAGUUGACUCUCCUACUGUUACGACUACUCUUAAGAACCUUGGGGCCCUCUACCGGCGUCAAGGCAAAUAUGAGGCUGCUGAGACCCUGGAGGAUUGCGCCAUUCGGUCCCGUAAGGAGGCUGUGAAUCUGGUCAAGGACGGGAUGACCCCAGAGGGCAAUCGGCGCCUUUCAGCAUCAAGGGACAGGCUCCGCAGAGGGUCCCGGGAAUCCCUCAACUCAACUGAUUUUGAUGCUGCCGAGGAUUAUGAGUUUGGUCGUCUUCGGAGGUCCACCUCUUUCCACAAGUUGCGAACAUCCAUUGUCAAGUCAAGUACCAAGCUAGUACACAAACUACGAGGAAAAGAAGAGGGCAAAGAGGACUAUGAUGCAAGACUGAAACGGGCAAGUUCUCUGUCCGUUCUUAGUGGACAAGAAGAAAAUAGAGAGGUCCCUCUUGCUCUGCGUGGUCGAGCUGUCAGCUCAGAGCACAUAUCUUGACCAGCUGUUUCUGCUUCACCCUGACCAAUCAGUCUCUCGCCUCUUCACUACUGCUGAUUGCAAAGCUGACCUUAUAAUACCCAUUUUGUAGAAUUUUCUCUUACAAGUGUAAUGAUUCAGGUGUUAAUGUAGGUGUUUACAUCUUUCAAGUAUAUAAGUAUACAAUCUUGAAAAAGCCAUUAAUGUUGUAAUUGAUGCAUAUAUAUAUAUUGAAUUUUAUAUUUACUGUGUGUGUGUAUAUAUAGAUAUAUAUAUAUAGAUAUAUAUAUAUAUAUAUAUAUAUAUAUAUAUAUAUAUAUAUAUAUAUAUAUAUAUAUAUAUAUAUACACACACACACACACACACAUAUACAUAUAUAUAUUGGCAAUAGAGGAAAAUAUGGCACAAGAUCGACAGAUGUGGAGGAGAGUCAUCGCCCGUCUGACCCCACUUUGAAUGGAAAAAUAUGGACGUUAAGCGACAAUGAUGAUGAUGAUGAUGAUAUAUAUAUAUAUAUAUAUAUAUAUAUAUAUAUAUAUAUAUAUAUAUAUAUAUAUAUAUAUAUAUAUAUAUAUAUAUAUAUAUAUAUAUAUAUAGUGGUGGGCACUGCUAACCGAAAAGUUAGCUUCGCUAAUGCUAAACUGCUAAGCUGAUAAAGAAAUUAGCGGAUGCUAACUCUAACUGCUAACUGUUAACUUUUUUUUAAAUGGAUUUAGCUUUGGUUUAGUAUUUUGGCUCUAAAACCCCAUCUGUCCGUUAAUGAUGGUCUCCUUGGGUUGGCACAUGACGCACCAGAAGUGUAUUACAUUGACAUUCGUCAUAUCUCUUGAUUUAAGGACAUAGUACUUCUCCAGGUGGGGCCACAGGUUCUGGAACUUCUGGGACUCCUGGCCAUCAGCUUGAGUGUCCUCCACCUCACCCACAGCUGCUGCCAUUUCCCUAACAGGGUCAGCAUCCUCAGGCAGAACAAAAACGUUCUCACUCUGGUCACCUUCCAUGACGUCGAUAACGAUAAACAAGGUGGCAAUAAUGAACGCGACUACACGGUGACAACGUCACAGCUGAGCUGAACAAAGAACCCAACAGGCAACAACAAGAAGAGAAAGAAGCCUCCAGUUUAUCCUAAAUCCGUAUAUUUUACCCAAGAAUUCCCGCAAAUUUACGCACUUCUAACAUUUUCCCAUAACUCACACUUAUUUUUAUUAUUUUAAGUUUGCUUCUUGUCAGGCGGAAAACAUCGAAAUCUUGUUAUUAAAUCCCGAGUUCAAAGAGUUGGUAAUGGAAGAUGCAUUACCCUAAAAUACCAAAAAGUUUCCCUAAUAAUUGUCCAGUUACCCUACUUUAAGGCAUAAUUUGCCCAAAAGUGGAAGCCCUGGAAUUAUUGCACCAUGUGGCUCAACUGGUGCUGUGCCUGCCCACAAUGGACAAGACCAAACCUGUAUGAAUUUUUUAGUGGACUCGACUUAGCGGAGGAGGAACUACACUUAGCGGAAGCUAAUUGGUCCGCUAACUAUUUCCAAAGUUAGUGAAAACGCUAAUCAGCUAACGAAAAUGUUAGCUUUGCUAAUUAGCGGUUAGCGGAUUAGUGAAACCGUGCCCACCAUUGUGUAUAUAUAUAUAUAUAUAUAUAUAUAUAUAUAUAUAUAUAUAUAUAUAUAUAUAUAUAUAUAUCUAUAUAUAUAUAUAUAUACUGUAUAUGGUCAAUUGAUGCAACUUCAUAUUUAUUCUAAAAGCAUAAUUUGCAAAAAGUACUUUACACAGUUGAAAGCUUAGAUUAAAACUGUCCCAAAACAUUCUAAAACUUCAACCAGAUAGCAAUGACAAUAACAUUUAGUUGUUUGGGAUGUGUAACCAUCUCAUUAUAUUAAAAGAGUAUGAUAAAGAAAAAUCUGAAACAAUUAACAAUGCUGAAUAUGUAGCAAAAUUAUUGUACUCUUUGGAUUUUUGUGGGAAAUUAUAUGAACAGGCUUUGCAAGAAUACACACUGAUUCUAUGUACAAUAAAUAAUUGUAGAAGUCAAGAUGAAAUAAUUUCCAAUCAUUUUCUGUUCUUAAAAGAAAAAUUAUCAGCCUAGAGCAUGGCUUUAAUAUAGAUAAAACAAUUCGGCACUGGUGGUAUGAAAGUCAGGCUUGACAUUGUGUGUGUGUGUGUGUGUGUGUGUGUAUAUAUAUAUAUAUAUAUAUAUAUAUAUAUAUAUAUAUAUAUAUAUAUAUAUAUAUAUAUAUAUAUAGAUAUAUAGAUAUAUAUAUAUAAUCACAUUGUGUGUGUGUGUGUGUUCGUCCAUGCAUCUGUGGGUGUGGGUGGGUGUGAGUGUGGGUGUGUCCUUGAGAAAUAUAAAGGUUAUGAUACAAAAAUGUUUACUUUAACAUUAUGAUUUUUAGAUAUUAAAUGCUCAUAUUGGGCAAGGUUGAUCUCAAAAACUAGUUAUAAUAUCACAUGCUACUGGUAAAAGGUAUGAAAAUAUCCUGGCUAACACUAGUUAUAGAUAACCCAACAUUGCUAUAUUGUUUUCAUGUUAUUGUGUUUGGCUUGUGGAAUUAAGUCCCUUUGCUGUUUAAAAAAAAAAAAAGUGAAGCUGCAAAGGAAAGGUCUAUAAUAAUAUUAGAAAAAUGUAUAAUAAUAGCAACUAUAAUAAUGAUAAUGAUGAUGACAGAAAUAACAAUAAUAAUGAUAAAGCAGAAACAGUCUGUUUAUCCAGAGAGGAGUGAACUUGUGGCUGUUCAGAUAAUCUAUUUCUUUGGCUAUUGGAUGUCACCCAAGUCACUGUAUAUGUGUACAUACGCAUUGAGUAAUAUCAAAGGUUAAUAUGGGUAGUUUGUUUACUUACCUGAAUUGCAAAGAUCUGAAUAUAAAUGCUGAAACUACUGCAUUGAUCAAUUAUUUGUUAUAAUCCCACCCUUUACCUGCUUUAGUUGUUUUAAUUUAUCACAUAAUGAUAUCACAUGAUAUGAUUUCUUUACUUUAUAUAUAUAUAUAUAUAUAUAUAUAUAUAUAUAUAUAUAUAUAUAUAUAUAUAUAUAUAUAUAUAUAUAUAUAUAUAUAUAUAUAUAUAUAUAUAUAUAUAUAUAUAUAUAUAUAUAUAUAUAUAUAUAUAUAUAUAUAUAUAUAUAUAUAUAUAUAUAUAUAUAUAUAUAUAUAUAUAUAUAUAAUAUGAGCACAGUUAAGAAAAUGAUUACUUUGAAAAGGCAAGUUUGCUUAUCAUCAUCAGCAUCUUCAGCUUUUACUAGCUAUAUGUAGGACAAAGGCCUUUACCAGCAUUCUCUACCUCUCUCUGUCUGAUGUUAGUGUACUUGAUACUGCUCUAGCAAAUGCCCUGCUUUCAUCUCGCCCUGGUCAUCCAUAUACCCUGUCUUCAAAAAUUCCUGUGUUGCCACUUUGUUACUUUGGUUUUCCAUCCUUUAUCAGUUCUAAGUAUGAUAAUUAUUACCUGCCUAAAACUAUUUCUUGUUCUUAAUUGUCAUUAAAAUCCAUUCAACCUUUGUUCUCUAAUCCAUAUUGCUUGCUUCCUGUAUCCCCAUGUUCUUUCAAGCAUUUUCCUUUCCACACUCUUUGUGCAUUUCUUAGCUUUCUCUUUGAGUAUUUUGUGAGGCACAAAGUUUGUGAAUUAUAUGUUGGUACUGGAAAGAUACAAUGAUUGCACACCUUUCUCUCCAGACAAAGUGGCAGGUUGAUAUUCAUGAUGUUAUUGUCAAUCAAAAUUUCUCCAUCUUAUUUCUAUUCUCUCUGCUUUAUCACAGGCUUUUUUUCCUCAAAAUUUUUGUUUUUGAUCAUUACCUAUGUAUUGCUCUGUCAACUUAUCGUUUAAUGCUACUUUAAUUUUCUUCCUAUUCAUUUUCAGACCUACUUUUAUAAUAUGAAGUUUCUCAAGCAUUCUUUCUAAGCUUUUCUCAGAAUCACUUGGUAAAACUAUGUCAAUUGUGAAUCUAAAGUUGUUAAUAUAUUCACCAUCUAUCUUGACUCCCAUGGUAUCCCACUCUAAUUUCUUAAUUAUUUAUCUGUCUUGAUUCCUAUGUUAUCCCACUCUAAUUUCUUAAUUAUUUCUUCUAUCAAGCCAUGAAGGGUUGGAGAGAUUGUCAGCUUCCCUAAUGCCUUUCUUAAUUUAAAUUUUCUUGCUUGCAGAGUUUAAUGGUUGCCAUGUUGUCUCUAGAUACCUUCCAGCACCCUUAUGUAUGAUUUAAAUACUCUUCCUUCUGAUUUCCUGAUGACUCCUGAAGUUUUAACUGAGUCAUAUACUUCCUCAUGAUGUAUGAAAGCCAUGCAUAGUGCUUUAUUGUACUUGGCUAUUUUUCAGUAGGUUGAUGUCAGUGCAGUCAGUUAUUGAGUAUCCACUAUGAAAUUCAGCUUGAUUCAGUAGUUGCUUUUAAUGUAGUGUUGCAUUUAUUCUGUUUGUUAUGGUCUUAGUGAAAAGUUUCUUGGUUACAGGGAGAAGACUAGUUGGUCAGUAUUAGUCUUUUGUGUUACCUUCUGGGGAAUAUAUAUAUAUAUAUAUAUAUAUAUAUAUAUAUAUAUAUAUAUAUAUAUAUAUAUAUAUAUAUAUAUAUAUAUAUAUAUAUAUAUAUAUAUAUAUAUAUAUAUAUAUAUAUAUAUAUAUAUAUAUAUAUAUAUAUAUAUAUAUAUAUAUAUAUAUAUAUAUAUAUAUAUAUAUAUAUAUAUAUAUAUGAGAGGGAUUUUUCCAGGCUCUAGGAAUUCGGUGUGUGUAUAUAUUUGAGUUAGUAUAUUAAGUAUAAAAUCGCCUAUAUCAUCGAUUAGAACUAUAGUUGGGGCAUCUCCUUUACCCCUACUCAUUCCUUUCAAAGCAUUCUUUACCUCAUCCACAGUUACAAUAUGAACUUUCAGCUCACCUGAUUCAUUAGCUCUGCUCUAACCAGCACUAAAUGGCAUAAUUUUUCUCUCUCUCUCUCUCUCUCUCUCUCUCUCUCUCUCUCUCUCUCUCUCUCUCUCUCUCUCUAUAUAUAUAUAAAUAUAUAUAUAUAUAUAUAUAUAUAUAUAUAUAUAUAUAUAUAUAUAUAUAUAUAUACACAUAAUUAUUUUUCUCCCACAAAAUUGUCAUUUGCUUCACACUUUUACACUACAGUGAUCACUGAGACAUGCUAAUACAAAAUGAAAAUGUUUCAUAAAAUCACAUAACUACAGUGAGCAAUAAAGAUAAAAAAAUAAAUUAAAAAUACAUAAAUAAAUAAGGUAUGUGACAACAUUGUCUGGCUACUGUAAUGUCUCAACAUAAAACUUCUACUGAUGCAAUAUGUAUUGCAUUAAAUUUGCAAUGAAUCUGAUUUGCUUCAUGCUAGACCUGGGCAGGUGUAAUUUCCUGUGGCACAGAUGAAGCCAUUAUAAAUGUAUGAGUCAGUGUUACUGGUCAUCAUUCAUCCUUUCAUUUGUAGUUAAAAACAAAUAUAUUAUGAAAAAUGAGAUUAUUACAUACUAAAUAUCUAAGUAUGUAAUGGUUGUCUCUUGGUUUUCCUCCUAGCAUCUAACACCAGUAAAAAAAAAAACUUGGCGGUGCCAAUAUAAAAGUUUGUUUGGGGUUCAGAGCCCUCAGCUACAGAACUUUUUUUUAUCUUCUCAGUAUUUUUUCCUCACUCAAGUAAUGCUGUAAAAUGAAUAAAUUUAGCAUGUCUCAGCGACCUGCUGUUUCAAAUUUUGUAUUUACUCUCUGCAUACAUUUUUUUGUUUGUUUGUUUUGCAAUGUCAUCUUAAAAGAAAAUUAUGAGUGCAUCAUACUGUUUGCAACUAAGCCAAAAGAAAAUUAGGACCAGUACUACUAAGGAAAAAGUUUAUAAAUGAAGAUCAUUCAUUUAUUUAUUUAUUUAUUUAUUCAUUUAGUUUUACUUUAAAGUAGAUAUACAACUUGUAAUCUAUUACAUUCCAGAUAAAUAUUAUUGUGUAUUCUGCUCCAGGCACAAUUGCACAAAUAAUAACACAUUUUUAAACUUACAAAAAAAUGUGUGAAUGUGAUUUUCAAUAUUUGAAAUUAUUUUAAUUGAUUAAAAAUGGAAAACCACUAUUUGAGUAUUGUGGUAAAAGUGUGUGUGUGUGUGUGUGUGUGUGUGUGUGUGUGUGUGUGUGCACAAUAUAAUAUAUGUGCACCCCUAAAAAGCUUGACCAUGUGUAAGUUUGCAACCCAUGUAUGUGUUUGCCAUGGUUUAUUGUGGUUUAGAUGCUAUGGUUCAAUGAGAUUUGAAAUAUUACACAGUUAAGAACUCAUGGCCAUCUUUCUCAACCUGAGAAAGUUUGUUGGAGAUCAAAUAGCUAAUUAGCUAUGUGGCCACUUUGAAAAGAGGAUGGAAACAUUUGGAUGCUUUUCCAAAGCAUUUCUGUUUUGUGUUAUUAUAUAGUGGCCAGUUAUUUUCCACGUAAAUCAUGACAGUGGUUGAUAAGUACUGAAGAAACA
Molecule: messenger RNA, 8912 nt
Organism: Eriocheir sinensis (Chinese mitten crab)
Lineage: Eukaryota; Metazoa; Arthropoda; Malacostraca; Decapoda; Varunidae
Gene: Klc
Product: kinesin light chain-like
Exons: 16
Coding region: 578-2542 (654 amino acids)
Biological process (GO): microtubule-based movement
Cellular component (GO): cytoplasm; membrane-bounded organelle; kinesin complex
Molecular function (GO): kinesin binding
Source: RefSeq, a predicted model, not a curated record